Molecule: messenger RNA, 2035 nt
Organism: Impatiens glandulifera
Lineage: Eukaryota; Viridiplantae; Streptophyta; Magnoliopsida; Ericales; Balsaminaceae
Product: late embryogenesis abundant protein At3g53040-like
Exons: 3
Coding region: 105-1898 (597 amino acids)
Source: RefSeq, a predicted model, not a curated record
UAACACUCUCACAUAUUACAACAACAAGAAGAACCGCACAAACACUUGAUAAGUAAAGAAAAUAGUGAAUUUGAUCUUAUCUUUUCAUUUAAGAAGAUAGAAAUAUGACUUCCAAACAAACCCAACAGCAAGAGAGAGCCGAUGCCAUUGCUUUGGCCGCCGGUGAUGAGCUUCGUGAUGCACGAAAGGAGGUCGUGAUGACCACCACCACUGCUACCGCCAGGCCCGCCACUGAGGCCACUACUGAAUCUGAUCCUAACCGCCCUGGUGUGGUUGGGACCAUACUGAAGUCUGUUCAAGACACUAUCGUUCAUGCUAAGGAUGCUGUUAUUGGAAAAACUCAUGAAACUACUGAAUCUGCUCGGGAGACCAAAGAACUGGCUGAGGAUAAAACCCGGAAGGCUGCUGAUGCUGCCGGAAAUAAAGCAAGGGAGACUGGGGAGAAGGUGGGUCAGGUUGCGGAUGCGGCGGCGGAGAAAAGUAAGGAAGUUAAGGAUAGGAGUGUUGAGAAGGGAAGUGAAUUUAAGGAUUAUACGGUUGAUAAGGCGAAGGAGGCGAAAGAUUACACCAUGGAUAAGGCUAGAGAAGCGAAGGAGAAAACUGGGGAAGCAAAGAAUACUACUAUUGGUAAGGCGACUGAAUAUAAGGACUAUACGGCGCAGAAGGCCGGCGAGGCCAAAGACAACACGGCGCAGAAGGCCGGCGAGGCCAAGAACUACACGGCGCAGAAAGCCGGCGAGGCCAAGGACUUCACGGUGAAUAAGGCCGGCGAGGCCAAGGACUUCACGGUGAAUAAAGCCGGCGAGGCCAAGGACUUCACGGUGAAUAAGGCCGGAGAGUAUAAAGAUUAUGCGGCGCAGAAGGCCGGCGAGGCUAGGGAUUACACGGCGGAGAAGGCUAAAGAGGCGAAGGACAAGACAAUGGAGAAGGCUGGAGAGUUAAAAGAUUAUACUGCUGAGAAGGCUAAAGAGGCGGCGGAGAAGGCCGGCGAGGCUAAGGAUUACACUGUGAACAAGGCCGUCGGGGCGAAGGAUUACACUGUGAACAAGGCCGUCGAGGCAAAGGAUUGUACUCUGAAUAAGGCCGGUGAGGCAAAGGAUUACACUGUGAAUAAGGCCGGAGAGGCAAAGAACAAGACGGCGGAGAAGGCAGGGGAAUACAAGGACUACACGGCAGAAAAGGCUAAAGAAGCAAAAGACUACACGGCUGAGAAGGCUAAGGAGGCUGCCAACAAGGCCGGUGAAGCGAAGGAUUACACGGUGAACAAGGCCGUGGAGGCUAAGGAUUAUACGGCGGAGAAGGCUAAAGAGGCGGCGAAUAAGGCCGGUGAGGCGAAGGAUUACACUGUGGAUAAGGCUAUAGAGACAAAAGAUGUAACAGCGGAUAAGGCAGGGGAAUAUAAGGAUUAUACUGUUGAGAAAGCAACAGAAGGAAAGGAUACAGCGGCAGGGAAGCUGGUAGAGUUAAAGGACACUGCCGUAGACACAGCUAAGAGGGCCAUGGGAUUCUUCACUGCUAAAAAGGAAGAAACUAAGGAGAAGCUUUCUGAAGAACAACCCAAGGAGACUUAUUCUGGUUCUGAGUAUGAAGCAAGGAGGAUAAUGGAAGAAUUGAAGCUGAAAGAUGAAGAUGAAGAUAUGAAGAAGGUGGAGGCUGACAAGGUAACGCCGGUGGCGGCGAAGGUGAAUCUUUACAAUACGAUGGAGAGUAUGGCGGAUGCGAUAAGGGAAAAGUUGAGAAUGCCAUCUGAAACGGUGGAAGAUAAUAAGAAGGCGGCGGUGGUGGUUGAUGUUCGCCAACCGGCGACUGGUAGGUCGUCGGCGACGGCAGCGUCGGCGGCGGCGGUCAAGGAUUCUGAUCAGUUUAGCGGACAGAGUUUCACUGAUGAUGGCCGUUAAUGUUUGGAUUACAUCGUUGUUUGUUUGUUUUUUUUGAAUUUGCAUCUUUGUUUUUCAAUUUGUAUUUCUGUACUUUGUUUUUGAACUGGACCAUGUCAAAUUAAAUAUUUAACAUGUUUUUUUUUUUUUUUUUGUAA